CCAAUCCACUAAAUAAAAGUCCUUACCGGUGUGACAGCAACACUGUAGACCUUCUGUGGAGGGGGAAUUAUUCAAUCAGCCGCACUCUUCAUCCACAAAACUAAAACAACUUUAUUCAGAGGAAUACCUGUAUUUUAAAUCGUGCAGUAUUUAAUUAACUAUGGCUGCUUACAAACUAGUGUUGAUUCGCCACGGAGAGAGCAGCUGGAACCAGGAGAAUCGGUUCUGCGGCUGGUUCGAUGCGGAUUUGAGCGAAACCGGAGUUAAAGAGGCGAAGAGAGGUGGACAGGCCCUGAAAGAUGCUGACUUUGAGUUUGAUAUAUGCUACACCUCUGUGUUAAAGCGGGCCACCAGGACUCUGUGGCUGGUUCUGGACAGUAUAGACCAAAUGUGGGUUCCAGUGCAUCGGACCUGGCGUCUCAAUGAGCGCCACUAUGGAGGCCUGACAGGGCUCAACAAAGCAGAGACAGCUGCAAAGCACGGAGAGGCCCAGGUGAAGAUCUGGAGGCGCUCAUUUGACAUUCCUCCUCCCUCCAUGGGCCCUGACCAUGACUACUACACUAUCAUCAGCAAGGAUCGUCGCUAUUCAGACCUGACAGAGGACCAGCUCCCUUCCUGUGAGAGCCUUAAGGACACCAUCGCCCGGGCUCUGCCUUUCUGGAAUAAUGAGAUUGCCCCUCAGAUUAAACGGGGGAAGAGGGUGCUCAUCGCUGCCCAUGGGAACAGUCUGAGGGGGAUUGUGAAGCACCUUGAGGGAAUGUCGGAUGAGGCCAUCAUGGAGCUGAACUUGCCAACAGGCAUCCCCAUCCUCUACGAGCUCGACAAGAACCUGAAGCCCUUGAAGCCGAUGCAGUUCUUGGGAGACGAGGAGACUGUGCGCAAAGCCAUGGAGGCUGUGGCUGCUCAGGGGAAGGCCAAGAAGUGAAGUUAGAGAAAAGAUCUCUCUGUUUACAGCAGCUGAGAUUUCUGUCACAACCGGCCUCAGAUUAGUGUUUCCCUAAAACCCUAAUUUAUUUUGGAUUGUAAUGGAUAAUACACUGUAGAUUGUUGUCAAAGGCAAUCUGACUCUACUCGCUCAGUAAAGGGAUAACAUGUGGUGAAUUGUUGGGCUAUAGAAAGAGCAAAGGAGCUCUCAAGAGAUUGCAAACCAUUUGUGACAACCAGAAGAUAGCAUUUAAAAGAAAACCUAAUUUUGCUGAUAAAUGCAGUUUUAUUUUGUGCACUUGAAUAUCUGUUGAUAAUUAACACACAGUCCUUUAACAGCCCCUGAUUCUUUUUCUUUACAAAGACAAAGGUCUGUAGCUACUGCGUCUUAGGCUGAGCUGUCACAUUUCUGAGUAAAAUAGUCAAGACGGAAAUUAUAGACUCAGGAGUGAAAUCUUUGCUGCAGCUUCACCGUCAUAAAUGAAGAUAAAUUUGGCUACAGUUUGUGCUUUGAAGAUUCAUGCACAUCUGAAGUUAAUGACACUAUAAAGAUAAUAAUGAAGAAAUAGGUAGAGACCUGACUCUGCCGCUAGUAACCUGUAUGCCCAUACUCAUACAGUUAAUCUAUGUGAGAUACCAUUCAUAGGUGGUAAUACCUGUUUUUGUUUUAUCAUGCUGACUUAAUUUUUACUUGACCUAGACAGUUUGUAGUUACUGGAAGACCGGCGUAUAGUAUAUAGAGAAUAUUCUGACCUAUUAUUUUGAUCAGCAGCCAAGGUUUUAUCAGGUUUUAUAUGGAACAUUUUUAACCUUAAAGGGACCACUGCAAACAGUGAACUAUCUCUGUUUUCAAUUCACCUUUACGAUGCAUUCCACCGAUGAAAGGAUGUAUUUUUGCAAUCUCUUGAGAGCAGAAAACAACUCAUUUAACAGCUGAACACCUUUUCUCUUACCUUCUCUGUCUGAGUGAUACUUGUGCAGUUUCCUUGAAUGUUAUAUUGAUGUUUGUGUUGUGUCCGACAAUCUGUACUUGUGUCUUUGACUUAAAACCUGUUUAUUCCACAGUGCCAAACAACUUGCUGCCACAACUGCCAUUAAGAAGUGUUAAAUCCACUUGGAUGAGGAUUAUAGCCCCACAGUUUCACGGUACCACUGUGACAGGUUGAUGAGUGAAGAUGUUUGAGUUGGACCAUUAUCAAUGACUUUUUGUUUGCAUUCCUUUGGUAUGUCUUUGUGUCCUUGUGAAAUAGUGUUUAUGUGCCUCCUGGUGCUCUUCUCAAAGCAAAUGCCUCUUUUCAAAUAAUUCCUGUGUGUUGGUCCGCUGUACCCUGAAUGCCCUGGGGCAAUAAAUGUAAAACUAUGUAAAAAAUUGGA
Molecule: messenger RNA, 2298 nt
Organism: Notolabrus celidotus (New Zealand spotty)
Lineage: Eukaryota; Metazoa; Chordata; Actinopteri; Labriformes; Labridae
Product: phosphoglycerate mutase 1-like
Exons: 4
Coding region: 161-925 (254 amino acids)
Biological process (GO): glycolytic process
Molecular function (GO): intramolecular phosphotransferase activity
Source: RefSeq, a predicted model, not a curated record